Vicia villosa (hairy vetch) is the source of this 1392-nucleotide messenger RNA. RefSeq lists its product as uncharacterized. The transcript is spliced from 3 exons. Bases 1 to 1392 code for a protein of 463 amino acids. NCBI's taxonomy places the organism in Eukaryota, Viridiplantae, Streptophyta, Magnoliopsida, Fabales, Fabaceae. The record is from RefSeq and is a predicted model, not a curated record.
AUGGCUGCUACUCAAACAGAGGAUUAUGUGCCUUUGAAACUUGUGGUGAAUAAAGAGAGUAACAAAGUAAUAUUUGCUGAAGCAGGGAAGGACUUUGUUGAUGUUCUCUUUAGCUUCUUAACAUUUCCAUUAGGAACAAUUGCAAGACUUGUUCAAAAAGAAUCAAACAUGGAACCAGUUACAAUUGGCUGUAUGAGCAAACUCUACCAAAGUGUGGCUGAUCUUGACAAAGAGUGUAUGACAAAAGAGACAAUCAAAGAAAUGUUAUUGCAACCAAGUUACUCAUUGGAAGAUUAUUGCAGCUCUCUUAAACUCAACAUUGAUGACACUCAGCCCACAAAGUACUACAUCUGUAGGGAUAUUCACUAUUGUUAUAGCCCUUAUGUUCUGAGCACUGCCAAAAUAUGUGGGGGGUGUGGUAUUCAUCUGGACCCUGCUUUGAUUAUGGAUAGGCAAUUCUGCUAUGGAUUUGUUAAAGAUGGUGCAACUUUUGUUAUUACCGAUGAUCUAAGGGUCAUGCCAAACUCCACGGAUAUUACAAGCUUUAAUAUGCUCCAGAGUCUCGGAAUACAAAACACUAGUUCGCUGAAGGACAUGACUGUCAAUGUCACAAAGGAAAAGGUAUUGGAUCUACUGAAGUGUUCUUUUAUUUCAAAGUCAGCUCUGACCGAUUCAUUUUUAGUAAUGAAACCUUCUAUUGAAAGAUCACCAACCAUUGUCUCUUGUGGCAUUAAAGGCACAGAUAAUCGUCAAAUAUCAAUGAAACUAGUUAUAAGAAAAUCGGAUGGGAAAAUACAAUAUGCUGAAGUGGGUGAAUAUUUUGUAACUUUCCUCUUAAGUUUUCUCACAUUUCCAUUGGGAGGAGUUGCACGACUGUUUAAAGGAAACUGUUCCAUAGGCAGUAUCGAUGCUUUGUACGGUAGCAUACUUGAUUUAGAUGAAUACAAAUAUUUUGUGACUGAAGAAGCUAAGAAUAGGAUUGUUGAUCCUCAUUUGGCCCCUCAGUUUGAACUAGGCAAACAUAUUUUACCAAUUCGUCAGUCACGUUCAAUGUUUUAUUUACAUGACGAUGAUUACAUUAGUUGUGAUAUCAAAGCUUACUUUGAUGAAAUAACUGAUAUAAAACCUGUUUGUUUAACAAAGUUUGUUCAAGGUUAUGUCAAGGGACCAAGAACUUACAUUGUUACAGAUGACUUGGUUGUAACAGAAUCGUCUCCGACUUCUGUUUUACAUUUAAUCAAUCAAUCUCAAACUUCUCUUAAUGACUUGAAAGACAAGGUUAUCAAUAUUGGUGUUAAUGAGGGUUUGAGUAUAUUGAAGGCUUCUUUAACUUCAACAUCAGCUUUAACUAGUGCUUUUGGAUAUUUGGUAACCGAAGCUCAAGAGAGGUAA